GUUUGAGUGGCGACCAAGUUUCCGUUUCCGUGUCCGGAAUCGUUUGACUGUGGGAGAACAUAAGCACGGGAUAGUUGGCUCCUGGCCUUAAGAGUUGAGAUUGAGAGAGAUGGCGGGGUCGGAGCAGCAGCAGAGGGCGCUUAUGCUGUUUGACACGAGGAUGAAGAAGGCGGAGAUGUUCCGGCCGCUUAUUGAGGGCAAAGUGAGCAUGUACGUCUGCGGCGUGACGCCCUACGACUUCAGCCACGCCCGCGCCUACGUCGCCUUUGACGUCCUCUACAGGUACCUGAAGUACUUGGGGUAUGAGGUUGAGUACGUGCGCAACUUCACUGAUAUCGACGACAAGAUUAUUAGACGAGCAAAUGAAGCUGGUGAAACGGCAACUAGUUUGAGUAGUCGGUUCAUCGAUGAGUUCCUGCGUGACAUGGUUGAACUUCAGUGCUUGCCUCCUACUCGCGAGCCACGUGUGACGGAGCACACUAAAGAGAUAAUAGAUUUGAUAACCAAGAUAGAGGAAAAAGGGAAAGCCUAUACUAUUGAAGGAGACGGCGUAUACUUCUCCGUCGAUAAUUUCCCUGAAUAUCUUAGUCUGUCUGGAAGGAGCUUAGACCAUAAUCUUCCAGGGUCACGAGUUGCUGUUGAUACAAGAAAGCGCAAUCCUGCAGAUUUUGCAUUAUGGAAGUCUGCUAAGGAGGGUGAGCCAUUCUGGGAAAGCCCUUGGGGCCGUGGAAGACCAGGAUGGCAUAUUGAGUGCAGUGCAAUGAGCGGGCAUUAUUUAGGCCAUGCGUUUGAUAUUCAUGGCGGAGGAAAAGACUUGAUCUUUCCACAUCAUGAGAACGAGCUCGCGCAAAGCAGAGCAGCUUAUCCUGAGAGCGAGGUCAAAUGCUGGAUGCAUAAUGGCUUUGUCAACAACAAUGGCCAGAAGAUGGCAAAAGCAGACAAAAACUUCUUCACUAUCAGAGAUAUUAUCGCUCUGUACCAUCCCAUGGCUCUAAGGCUAUUCCUGAUGCGAACACACUACAGGUCCGAUGUCAACCACUCUGAUGCAGGCCUUGAGUUUGCAUCUGGCCGUGUGUACUACAUUUAUCAGACUCUACAAGACUCUGAAGAGGUUAUAUCCUUGUACCGUGAUGAUGAGUUGGACGUCCCAGUACCAGCAGGCGAUCGGAAGGUGGUUGACGACAACCACGAGAGUUUCCUGAGACACAUGUCGAACGAUCUUCACACAACAGGCGCCCUUGAUGAGCUCAUGAAGCCAGUGAGAGCAAUGAACAACAACUUGAGUGAUCUGAAGAAAUUGCAGCAGAAACUGGAGCAGCAGCAGAAGAAAGAGCCAGAGAAGCAGCAGCAGCAGCAGAAAAAGAAACAGCCCGAGGAGAAACAGCAGGAACAUUAUGUACAAGCUCUGGUUGCCUUGCACGGCGAAGUCACGAACAAACUGUCUAUUCUUGGCUUGAUGCCGUCAUCGCCCUUGGCUGAGGUGGUGAAGCAGCUGAAGGAGAAGGCGCUGAAGCGAGCAGGGAUGAGUGAAGAGGAGCUGCAGCAGGCGAUUGAGCAGAGAAGCGCUGCGAGGAAGAAGAAGGACUUUGCGGAGUCGGACCGGAUCAGGACGGAGCUCUCUGCCCGCGGCAUCGCCUUGAUGAUGGAUGAGCCUGCCGGGACGCUGUGGAAGCCAUCUGAACCAGCAGAACUAGUUGAAGAACCGUAGGGCACGCAGCAGAGUGAGAGAGAAACCUCUAUUCACGUCGGUAGAAUGAAGGACUCUGCAUGCCAUGUGGUGUGUUUACAAAUACUGUUGUAGAAUGAGAGAGUACACCCAUAGAUGUUCUCAGCUGUUGACAAGAAGAGGAAGUCGAGUUAUUUGCAUUGCGCAUCUA
Aegilops tauschii subsp. strangulata is the source of this 1877-nucleotide messenger RNA. RefSeq names its product cysteine--tRNA ligase CPS1, chloroplastic/mitochondrial. Lineage: Eukaryota; Viridiplantae; Streptophyta; Magnoliopsida; Poales; Poaceae. Gene Ontology annotation, cellular component: cytoplasm. The record is from RefSeq and is a predicted model, not a curated record. Gene Ontology annotation, molecular function: ATP binding; cysteine-tRNA ligase activity. Gene Ontology annotation, biological process: cysteinyl-tRNA aminoacylation.